AGCUGGGGGGGCCAGGGCCUCAAGGAAGCCCCCGGCAAUGCAUCUUGUCCCACUUCCCACAGACCCAGAGCCGAGCAAGGACCCGAGCGGGCAGCCCCGGCGGCCCCAGCAGGAUGAAGGCGCUCACGGCUGUCCUGUUUGCCCUGCUGUUGUGCCGGCAGCCAGGGAGAGGGCGGGCGCAGGAUGAGGAGGAUGAAGACUCCGACUUUGGCCCGGAGGGCUACGAGGACGACGAGGACGAGGAGGAUGAGGAGGCCAGCAUGACUGCAGAGAGCAGGGGCAGAGGGCUGCUGCGCUGCUACUCCUGCCAGUCCCUGCACAGCGAGGAGCUCUGCAACCAGACACAGAGCUGCGUCCUCAGCCAGACCUUCUGCAAGACCCUCAUCUACCACGGGAGCACCGAGUUGGGUCCCCUGACCACCUACUCGGCGUGGUGUGCCGACACGUGUCAACCCACCAACAGGACAGUGGAGGAGACCCUGAUGACCAUGACCUGCUGCCAGUCCACCCUGUGCAACGUCCCACCCUGGCAGGACCCACUGGACAAGGGGGCAGGCAGCCCCCAGGGCGGUGGGGCAGGGCGCCCCCCGGGUAGCCCCACGGCUGUGGCCACUGCCCUCCUGCUCAGCCUCCUUGCCGGCCUUCAGGCAAUGGGGUCCUGAAUGGGACCCCAUUCAGGUGUGGGGUCCCCAGCCCAGCUUAUACCCUGGCUGGUCAGCACUCUGGCCAGUGCCUUCCCCUCCUGAAACCCCCAACACCAUCUUUGGAGAAUAAACAUGGAGUGUCUUUAA
Molecule: messenger RNA, 791 nt
Organism: Ceratotherium simum simum (southern white rhinoceros)
Lineage: Eukaryota; Metazoa; Chordata; Mammalia; Perissodactyla; Rhinocerotidae
Gene: GPIHBP1
Product: glycosylphosphatidylinositol anchored high density lipoprotein binding protein 1
Biological process (GO): triglyceride homeostasis; positive regulation of lipoprotein lipase activity
Cellular component (GO): plasma membrane
Molecular function (GO): chylomicron binding; lipase binding; acetylcholine receptor inhibitor activity
Source: RefSeq, a predicted model, not a curated record